GCCCGUGGGCGCCGCGUGGUGGACGCCGAGCAGAUCCGGUGUGGGUUGCGUUGCUGACGGUGCUGACUCUUUCCGUGCUGCUGGUGCCACUCGUUUCAACGUGGAACAUGAGUUCACUAGUAGGAUCAAUAUCCAGAGGAAGAGGAGAUGGUGAAGAGUCUUCCAGUCCGGUUGAGCCUGUGUUUGCCCAGAAGCCCAGCGAUGAACAAUCUCAACAAGCGGAACCACCAACUGAGAGUCAGGCUAAUGAACCUGGACAAGAGAGAAAAGGAAGAGAAGCAACUGCAGUUAAAGGGGAAAAGGAACCUGAAUUGGAAGGUGAUCGCCAGGAAGUGGGUCUGAAAAAGACUGGGGAUGAGCGUGGAGAUGGCCCUGAUGUGAAAGGGAAGGCUCCACCUGAUCUGGAGUGUACUGAAGUUCUUGAAGAAGACAAUGGGCAGCCAUAAGUUAAAAAGAAGACGAGCUGAAGCCACACAUGCAGUUGCUAUAUGGAAAAUUUGACUUGUUAAAUUCUCUCAAUAAAGAUUUACAGUUUUCAUUGAAGAA
This is a messenger RNA of Galeopterus variegatus (Sunda flying lemur), 546 nucleotides long. RefSeq names its product P antigen family, member 4 (prostate associated) (gene PAGE4). The coding region runs from base 108 to 446 and encodes 112 amino acids. The transcript is spliced from 5 exons. Lineage: Eukaryota; Metazoa; Chordata; Mammalia; Dermoptera; Cynocephalidae. The record is from RefSeq and is a predicted model, not a curated record.